Messenger RNA from Mollisia scopiformis, 1740 nucleotides. Its product is annotated as MFS multidrug transporter-like protein. Gene Ontology annotation, biological process: transmembrane transport. The transcript is spliced from 2 exons. The record is from RefSeq and is a predicted model, not a curated record. NCBI's taxonomy places the organism in Eukaryota, Fungi, Ascomycota, Leotiomycetes, Helotiales, Mollisiaceae. Bases 1 to 1740 code for a protein of 579 amino acids. Gene Ontology annotation, molecular function: transmembrane transporter activity.
AUGCAGUCCAAUGGCGCAGGGACUCCAAGGACGGAUCGCCUCUCCAUACUCAUCGAGGUUUACGGUGACAAAUUGAAUGGCCCCUCGAUGAUUAAAGCCGUGGAUAGCUCUAAUAACCCAGAAGAAAAUAUUCUGGACGACUCGUCACCUAUUAUCUAUCACUACUUGACAUUCGAAACUCCUCUUCCAUUUCCUUCGACUAGUAUAUCAACCAAGUCUACUUCUGAACCUCCACCUCCGCAACCAGACCUUCACAAGUUCAUAUCGCCAUUCCAAUGGCCCGAGUCAAGGAAGCGUUUCAUGAUCUGGCUCUCCUGCAUUGCAACAUGUAUAACAGCUUACACAGCUGGAUCUUACAGCCCGGCAGCGGCACAGAUGUCCGCAGAGUGGCACGUUAGCGAGACAGCAAUUGUGGUAGGUAUCACAACAUUCUGUUCAGGCUUCGCAAUUGCCCCAAUGGUCCUAGCCCCGUUCUCCGAAAUCAAUGGUCGCUAUCCAGUUUUCGUCGGGGCCGGUAUCCUGUACCUCAUUUGCCAGAUCUGCUGUGCGGUCACGCACUCGUAUCCCGGCAUGUUGGUUGCUAGGUUCUUUGUCGGUUGUGGAAGUUCGGUUUUCUCGACUAUGGUUGGAGGGGUGGUGAGCGAUCUGUACCAUGCCGAAGGAAGGAAUACGCCCAUGGCGUUGUUCUCUGGUUCGGCACUGGUCGGGACGGGGCUCGGGCCGCUGGUUUCGGGGUUCAUUGCUCAGCAUACGAAUUGGAGAUGGGUAUUUUGGGUUCAGGUCAUCACGGUUGGGAUCUUGAUCGCAGCGGUCACUGCGUUUUUCCAUGAGACUCGAGGCAGUAUCCUCUUGAGCAGAAAGGCUCAGACUCUAAAUCAAUGGAUGGAAGAGCGGGAAGCAGCAGCAUAUCUUGGUUUCGACAUGUCUAUUUCCUCAGACGGGAAGACAAGGACUGAAAGCCAACGUAUCAGAUGGAAAGUCAAGUCCGAUGAGGAACGAGAAAGCAUCACGAAAAUGAUCGGGAUCUCCGUCUAUAGACCUUUUCAUCUCCUCGUCACAGAACCCGUUGUAUUCUUCUUCAGUCUCUGGGUAGCUUUCGCCUGGGCAGUCCUCUACUUGACCUUUGGCUCCGUCGAACUCGUCUUCACCACAUCCCACCACUUCACCCUCGAACAAGCCAACGCCGUCUUCGCAGCCAUGAUCGUCGGCGCCACGCUCUCGACUAUCAUAUCCAUCUACCAAGACCGCAUCCUAGCCCACUACCUCUCCACCUCCGCAGCCAAGAACCCAGACGCCCCCAACCGUCUCCACCGAGCCCUCCACCUCACUUCCCCCGAAGGCCGUCUCUACUUCGCCUGCAUCGAAUCCGCCGCCCUCCCCAUCGGCCUCUUCUGGUUCGGCUGGACGCAAUUCUCCUCCAUCCCCUGGAUCGUGCCCGCGUUAGCAGUCGGCUGCGCGACAAUGGGCAUCUAUUCCAUCUACCUGGCGACCUUUAACUACCUCGCCGACACCUAUCAUCGCUACGCGAGCUCGGCUCUUGCGGCGCAGAGCUUCUGUCGGAAUAUGCUGGGCGGAGUGUUCCCGCUGGUCACAGUGCAGAUGUUUAAGGGACUGACGUUUCAAGGCGCGGCGAGCUUGCUGGGUGGGUUGGCGGCGCUGUUAACGGCUGUUCCGUGGGUGUUGGUGUUUUAUGGACCGAGGAUUCGGGCGAGAAGUAAGUUUGCGGGAGAGAUUAUGUGA